Messenger RNA from Euleptes europaea (tarantolino), 1248 nucleotides. It is a transcript of the gene MRPS30, whose product is annotated as mitochondrial ribosomal protein S30. Gene Ontology annotation, cellular component: mitochondrion; ribosome; mitochondrial large ribosomal subunit. Gene Ontology annotation, molecular function: structural constituent of ribosome. Gene Ontology annotation, biological process: translation. The record is from RefSeq and is a predicted model, not a curated record. NCBI's taxonomy places the organism in Eukaryota, Metazoa, Chordata, Lepidosauria, Squamata, Sphaerodactylidae. The transcript has 5 exons. The coding region runs from base 1 to 1248 and encodes 415 amino acids.
AUGGCGGCCCGCGGGAUCCGGCCGUUGCUGUGCAACGGCCGGCGGCUGCACAGUGAGGCCUCGGCAGUCCCGGCGCCGCCGCCUCCCUCCCUGUACCCGCCUGUGGUGGCCUCUCUCACGGCCAAGAGCCAUGCGGCCAAGCUCCGGCGGCGGGAGAUGUACUUCCAGAGUAUACACGACGCGCCCUCCGCGGAGGAGAAGCUGCGGAUCUACGGGAAGCGGCAGCGGCGCAAGUACGUGGUCUACCCGCAGACGUGGGCCAUCAACGCCGACCGCUGGUACCAGCACUACACCAAGACCGCCUUCGUGCCGGGGCUGCCGGCCCUGGGGGGAGGGGGGGGAGGGGCGGCGGCCGACGGCGUGGACCUGCCCGAGUUGCGCUCCGCGGCGUGCGACGUGCUGCUCCAGGAGCUGUUCUACCAGCGCAAGAAGAGGCCCUACCUCUUCCGCGCCAUCGACCAGGGGCCGGCGCCCUUCCUCACCCACCUGAUGCCUGCCCUCGCCACCCGCCUGGCGGGCCUCAACCCGGUCCUCGCCUCCGCCUCCGCCGAUUUUAAACCAGAAGUAAAUUUCUAUUGGCUGCGUGGUGAGGAGGUAGUACCCCGUGGACAUCGGAGUGGCAGAAUUGAUCCAAUGAGAUUUCAGAUAGACGAUAAACCUCACUGUCAACUUCGGAUACCAGAGCAGCUUUCAGAGUUUGUCCCUCUGGACUAUGUGGCCCCUGAAGAGGUUCCUGUUAUCAAUGUUUCACCUAACAAACUUCCAUUGUUCAAAAGGCAAUAUGACAACAAAAUAUUUAUAGGUUCAAAGCUAGCAGAUCCCUGCAAAUUUGGCCACACGCAAUUUCAUUUGAUUCCUGACAGACUGAAAAGAGAGAGGCUGAUAAGAUUAGGUAUUGCUGAUCAGAUUGAAGUUCCCUACCGUGCCAAUGGAAUUGCAAGUCUUUUUGCGUGGACUGGAGCACAAGCAAUGUACCAGGGAUUCUGGAGUGAGGCAGAUGUAACCCGGCCCUUUGUGUCGCAGGCUGUGAUUACUGACGGAAGAUACUUCGCCUUCUUUUGUUACCAGUUGAAUACCUUGGCUUUAACUGUUGAGGCUGAUAAAAAUAACCCUAGGAAAAAUAUUUGCUGGGGAACUGAAAGUAAACCCCUGUACGAAGCAAUAGAAGACAAUGACGUGAAAGGGUUUGACGACGAAGUUCUACUUCAACUGGUCAGGUUUCUUCUAAACAGACCGAAACAAUUUUAA